GACUACUCGUGUAGCCCUCGCUAUGAGCCUGACGGGGGUAGAAGCGACUCUCGAGGCCGAUGGGAGUCGGAUCAGGGUCGGGCGAGAUGGAUACAGGGAUGGUAGAUAUGAGAUAUCGGACCGCGAUGAACAUAGAAACGACAGAUAUGAAAGGUCGGACUGAGACGGAUACAGGGAUGGCAGAUAUGCGAGAUCGGACCGGGAUGGAUGUAGGGACGGAAGAUAUGAAAGGACGGAUCGAGAUGGAUACAGAGGUGGCGGAUAUGAGAGAGGAGAUCGAGACGGGGACCGACGAGACGACUCGUGCGGACGGUAUGACCGCGGGUUAUACACGAGAGAGCAGCGUGACGACUCGCGGGGAUGGUACAACCGAGGAGAUCGACGUGAUGAGUCGCGCGGGCGAUACGACACUGGGGACCGCCGAAACGAUUCACGAGGGCGAUAUGAGCCAGGAGGAUCUGGGGGAGACCGCCGCAAUGAUUUGCGCAGCAGAUGAUCUGGGAGAUGUAUCGAUGUUCCCUAUGAUGAAGGAGAAUGUCGAAGCAGGGAGAGUAAAGCCGAGUAAAGGAAAGGAGUCGGUCAUGAGCCAGAGCAUCAAGAUAACCUUUGAGGGGGAUAUGGCGACCACGCCCAUAAGGGUGGCAGCCACCAAGUCGGCGAGAGGGUCUACAUCGAAGAAGACUGACACGGAUUUCGUGAUGGCGGAGAAGGAUGGACAACGGAUCGAUGAAGAGGAGGUUAUUCUUUCGCCGCGAAAGCGGGGAGUGAAGAAGUUCCUGAUAAAGAGUUCACUGGACGAGAUUGACACGGUCGAGCCACUGAGGCGGGCCCUUCGGCAGCCCAUGCAGUACUCUAUUCUGGAAGACCUGGCGGCAUCGAAGCCGGCACGCGAUGAGUUACUGAUGAUUACGCGGAAGACUCGCAUACCUCUAUCGGAGGAGGCUCAGGGGGCCCCUAAGGCGGAAGCUCCUACCGUAGCAGUAACGGGGACGACUGCCAGAGCGGAUCGUAUGGCGACAGUCCUUCUUGAUUGGAUGGAAGGUGUGCCUCCAGACAAGUUUUACAUACUUGGUAGUGGGUCCGUGGAGACGAUCAUAAGCGAUGGAGCGGUACUAGAUGCUGUGAUCGAUAACGGCAGUGAGGCUGUCAUUAUAGACAAGGAUCUGGCAGUACAGGUUGGACUGGGCCUCGAUAGGUCAUACCUAUUCGAGAUAAAAACUGCUGAUGGGAGAAAGCAACAGAUCACUAGGGUUUGUCACAAGGCAGCCAUAGAGGUCCAAGGGGGACGAGUGACCCUGCCUGUCUUUGCAGUCAAGAACUGCAGCUCUGAUCUGCUCUUGGGACGAACGUGGCUGAGCCACAUGCAUGCGGUGAUGAUAGAGCGACCGGAUCGGAGCCAGACAUUGUCCAUUAAGAAGCUCGAUGGGACGCGGGUUAUGAUUGAGACGGUGGAGCCUCGGGACCCGAGGAACAGAGCAGCUCUCGCAGUGGGAGCAAGACCCAGUGAUCAGAUUAAGUCAUUACCUAUCUCUGGCCGCGCGGUGCGAUUUUGUGAGAAGAAGUAUGGACCACUGCUCACAGAGGAAGAAGGUCGAAUCGUGGAAGUGGAAGAUUUGGGGAGUUGGCUGAUAGUAGACGGCAACUCGAACCCAAAGGAGACAGAUGAAGAAUUUGGCGGGGUGGUAUCUGUGUCUUUUUUAAGGGCACGGCCCCCUAUGGGGGGCUACCCAAGCGACACAAGCGAGUAGCUCAAAAAGUUAAGCCAGCGGCGGUGGGCCGCGAGCGAUCUGCACUGGAAGGGAUAUCGGAAGAAGAGAUCGCCAAGGAAAUCAAAGUAAGAAGGAAAA
Chara braunii is the source of this 1847-nucleotide messenger RNA. Lineage: Eukaryota; Viridiplantae; Streptophyta; Charophyceae; Charales; Characeae. The record is from the annotation of a GenBank genome assembly.